Neurospora tetrasperma FGSC 2508 is the source of this 610-nucleotide messenger RNA. RefSeq lists its product as uncharacterized. The transcript has 2 exons. NCBI's taxonomy places the organism in Eukaryota, Fungi, Ascomycota, Sordariomycetes, Sordariales, Sordariaceae. The annotation marks the transcript as partial. The record is from RefSeq and is a predicted model, not a curated record.
AGUAGUUCAGGUGUAGUGUAUGUAUGCCCUACGCAGUAAUAGUUGAAACCUCGGUUCAUGAUCAGCCACCACCUUUGGCCAUGUCUGCCCUGCUUCGAACAUGCCGUGCUGCGAUGAACGAAACGAUACGCGUAAUCUCCCCACAUCAUGUUUCCAAUUUCAGAAACAGACGAUCAUUGAGGCGAAGAACGUGGAAACUUCUCAUACCCCGCGGUUCAUAAUGUUUCGGCAGUCAACCUCAGAGGGUAGCUCUGCAUACCAGCCACAACGCUUCUUGAACGCCAUUCGUCCAUCACACUGCGAUCUUCCAGCUGAGUUUCAGCAAAAGAGCGCUCGCUCAACCUGUCAAACCUUGACAGGCAUCUCGAAACUGUUCCCGCCGGAAGUUGACCAUUCCAUUCUUGCAGUCAGCCGCCGAACCUCGGAACGCAGUUCUGUUGUCGCUGCUAUCGAUUGGCAUCCUCCAUUACUUCUGCCCUUCAUAUGGGCUAUUGCGAAGGACCAAGUGGCUGGUAGCUCGACCUAUUGCAUCAGAAGCUGGUCUUCGGUCGAUAGAUCGACCAAAAUCGUAGAGGUAAGGUUUCAAUACGAGUAUUUCCCAUUCGCGCAU